Molecule: messenger RNA, 3612 nt
Organism: Silurus meridionalis
Lineage: Eukaryota; Metazoa; Chordata; Actinopteri; Siluriformes; Siluridae
Gene: vars2
Product: valyl-tRNA synthetase 2, mitochondrial
Exons: 30
Coding region: 248-3478 (1076 amino acids)
Biological process (GO): valyl-tRNA aminoacylation
Cellular component (GO): cytosol
Molecular function (GO): aminoacyl-tRNA deacylase activity; ATP binding; valine-tRNA ligase activity
Source: RefSeq, a predicted model, not a curated record
UGUGAUGUGUGUUCACUUUUAUUCUGCCCGACCUGGAACGAACUAAAAAACAGAACAUUUCACAGAAAUAUAUAUAUAUUUUACAUUCGUUUUAUGUUGUAUGGUUAUUACGAGGUCAACGUUAUAGUAUAUUAGAGUUUAACUAAUCUGGAAUGCAAAUAUAGAAUUAAAUUAUUAUUUUUUAAUCAGCGGUGAUGGAUUUCAACAUGUCUGCGCCCUUACAGUAACCAUUUAGCUUCUAAAGGUCAUGUGGCGACCCAUUUGGGGAAGAUGUUUCAGACCAGGUUCUGGAAUGUGGUGUGCAUUGAGAUACAGGAUUUGCUCACCACCAUCUUCCUCCUUCUCUUCAUCGUCUCCAUCGCAGCCCAUACAGUCUCUUAGGUCACAGUCGGAAAAGGCCAAGCGGAAAAGAAAGAGAGAGACGGCCAUUCUCAGCGGGGAUGUUGAGCAUGCUGGGAUAAAAUGGUCAGAAAAAGAAAAGAUAAUAUACACCGCGCCGUUCUUACCUGGAGAGAAGAAAGAUACCAGUCUUCCUCUCCCACAGUCCUACAGCCCAGAAUAUGUGGAGUCAUGCUGGUAUGAAUGGUGGGAGCAGCAAGGAUUCUUCAGCCCUGAGAAACAUGCUGAGAUGCCACAAGCUGUGAAUAAAUAUUUCUCUCUCUGUAUACCUCCACCGAACGUCACUGGAACGCUGCACCUCGGCCACGCUCUGACCGUAGCGAUCGAAGACACUCUAGCUCGCUGGCGGCGCAUGCAGGGCUACAGAGUGCUGUGGGUGCCGGGCUGUGACCACGCUGGGAUCGCAACACAGUCUGUAGUCGAGAGGAGACUGUUCCAGCAGUACGGAAAGUGCAGACAGGACUACAGAAGAGAGGAAUUCCUGCAGGAAGUGUGGAAUUGGAAAACCCAGAAAGGAGAUGAGAUUUAUCAUCAGUUAAAGAAGCUUGGAGCUUCGCUGGACUGGAGCAGGGCCUGUUUCACCAUGGAUACGGGUUUCAGUAAUGCCGUGACAGAGGCUUUCGUAAGGAUGUGCGAUUCAGGGCUGAUCUAUCGCUCGGAAAGCCUGGUCAACUGGAGCUGUGCAUUGGAGUCGGCCAUCUCUGAUAUCGAGGUCGACUCGAAGCAGUUAUCAGGACGGACUCUUCUCUCUGUUCCUGGCUACCAGCGAAAAGUGGAAUUCGGGACCAUGGUGACAUUCGCGUACCCCAUAGAGGGACAGCAAGGUGAGGUUGCUGUAUCGACCACUCGUCCUGAGACCAUGCUGGGGGACGUGGCUAUUGCUGUGCACCCUGAUGACCCUCGAUAUCAGGCUCUUCAUGGAAAACAGUGCAGACACCCGUUUACCGACAGGCUGUUACCCAUAAUCACAGACACAAUGGUGGACAUGGACUUAGGGACAGGAGCUGUGAAGUUGACCCCUGCUCACGAUCACAAUGAUUUCCGGCUCUCUCAGAGACACUCUCUGCCUCGUCUCAGCGUGAUUGCGGGGGACGGAACCAUGACGUCCGUUUGCGGCCAGUGGCUCGAGGGCGUGAAACGAUUCGAAGCCAGGGAGCGUGUGAUUAGUGCGCUGAUGGAGAGAAAGUUGUUCAGAGAAAAGAGGGAUCACCCCAUGUCUUUACCGAUUUGCAGCCGAUCUGGAGACGUGAUCGAGCCUCUGCUAAAGAAACAAUGGUUUGUUCGAUGUGAGGAAAUGGCACAGAAGGCGAUUCAAGUCGUGGAUGAUGGCAAGCUGAAAAUAUUUCCUCACUUCUACACUAAAACAUGGAAGAAUUGGCUCGCGAAUAUAAGUGAUUGGUGCAUUUCCAGACAACUUUGGUGGGGACAUCAAAUUCCAGCUUACAGAGUUACAUCACCACAGUCUCUCACACAGGAGGAGCAGUGGGUUUGGGGCCGGAGUGAAUCGGAGGCCAGGUUACGUGCAGCUGCCAAAUUUGGAAUGGACCCGAAUGCUGUUUCUUUAACUCGAGAUCCAGAUGUGUUGGACACCUGGUUCUCUUCAGCUCUUUUCCCUUUCGCAAUGUUGGGGUGGCCUGAGCAGACUGAGGACCUAAAGCAGUUUUAUCCCAGCACCAUUCUGGAGACAGGAAGUGACCUCAUCUUUUUCUGGGUGGCCAGGAUGGUAAUGAUGGGCACUGAGCUGACUGGACAGCUGCCCUUCAAACAGGUGCUUUUCCACUCCCUGGUGAGAGACAAGCACGGUCGCAAGAUGAGCAAAUCUUUGGGAAAUGUCAUUGACCCUUUGGAUGUAAUCUCAGGUGUCUCUCUGGAGAGACUUCAGGCAAAAGUAAUGGAUGGAAACUUGGAUGCACGAGAGAGAGAAGUUGCUUUGGAAGCACAGAGGAAAGAUUUCCCAAAGGGAAUCCCAGAAUGUGGAACAGAUGCUUUACGGUUUGCUCUCUGCUCCUACAAAGUCCAGGGAGAGGACAUCAGCAUGUCCGUGUCUCAGGUCCUCAGCUGCAGACACUUCUGUAAUAAGAUGUGGCAGACGGUGCGCUUUACUCUGGGAGCUCUGCUGGACACAGGAGGUCCUCUGAUGCCACUUGCGGAGACCUUUCCUGUGUCAAGUAUAGACAGAUGGAUUUGUUCACGACUUUACAGUACAGUAGUGCAGUGUGAUAAAGGCUUUGAGAGCUUCGAGCUCCACGCAGUCACUUCCGCUCUGCAUUCUUUCUGGCUUCACAGCCUUUGUGAUGUUUAUCUGGAGUGCAUUAAACCGGUUUUGAAACAGGACGUGAAAGAAAAUGAAGCUUGGACUGAAGAGAAGCAGAUUGCCACUGCUGUUCUUUAUCACUGCGUGUCCAUUUCUCUCCGGCUCCUUUCCCCUUUUAUGCCUUUUCUCACGGAGGAACUCUGGCAAAGAUUAGAGCCCUAUAAUCCAACCCCUACCACAGCUCCAAGCAGUGUGUGUGUUCAGCCAUAUCCAACAGACUCUCUUCUGGCGCACUGGCACUUUCCUGAAGAGGAAACAGAUUUUCCGUUGGUCCAGGAUGUAGUCAGGGUGGCCAGGUCACUUAGAGCUCAGUGUCGCAUGACAAAGGAAAGACCUGACAUGUGGGCAAUGUGCACAGCAGACCAGGCACAAACUCUUCACAGCUUCAGGGAUUCAAUUUGCAUUCUUGGUCGGAUCUCUAACCUUUAUCUGCAAUGUCCUCAGGAGGGCAUGAGCUUCCUCCCUUUUGCCCCUGCACCACCUCCACCUGAUGGAAGUGCCAUUGGGGUGACUGACCAUUCAGUUCAGUUACAACUUGAUGUAAAGAGUUGCCAUAAUGAUAACAGUCAGGUGAUCCUACUCUCUCAGCGAAAAGAAAAGCUUCACUUUAAACUUGAUCAGUUUCUGUCUCGGACAAAAGUACCAAACUACACAGAGAAGGUUCCUGACCACAUUCGGCAGGAGACAGGGAAAAAGAUUGCAGCAUUGGAGCAGGAACUAAAGAGCAUCGAGAUACAACUUUCAGCUUUGGAGACGGAAAGUUAAAUCAAAGUACAGUUUGGUAACAAAGCCAAAUAAUGUUGAAUCAACCGAAUUAUACAAUACAGUAAAAAGAAACAUUGUACAAAGUAUUUGUAUACGUUAUAAAAUGGUAAAAUAAAUUAUUAAUGUGCACAACA